CCAGCAGCAUCCCUCGCCACAAUUGACAUAUGGAUGCGGUCGUCGCCGGGCACGGGCAGCACGCGAGGCGGCGGAUCCCGUCUCUGGAGCCGCUCGUGAUGGCCGCGUCCCCGACGACGCCGGCCGCGUUCCGCUGCCCGAUCUCGCUCGAGGUCAUGCGGUCGCCGGUGAGCCUCCCCACCGGCGCCACCUACGACCGGGCCUCCAUCCAGCGCUGGCUCGACUCCGGCCACCGCACCUGCCCGGCCACGCGCCUGCCCCUCGCCUCCACCGACCUCGUGCCCAACCUGCUCCUCCGCCGCCUCAUCCACCUGCACGCCGCCACGCUGCCCCCCUCGCCCUCCCCCGAGGAGGCGCUCUCCCAGCUCGCCGCCUCGCACGGCGAGCCCGCCGCCGCCGAGAAGGCCGUGCGCUCGCUCGCCGCCAAGAUCGCGCCGGGGAAAGGGAAGCAGGCCUCCGUGGCCUCCGCCGUCGCCGCCGAUCUCGACUCCACCGUGCCGGCGCUCCUCUCCUUCGCCAAGGGAGGCGCCGGCACCGACGCGCGCGUCGACGCGGUCAGGAUCCUGGCCACCGUCGCGCCGGAGAUCGUGUCUUACCUGACCGGGGACGGCACGGAGAAGCGUGGACGCGUCAGGAUGGCCGUGGAGGCCCUGGCCGCCGUCCUGUCCGCGGGCGGAGUUUGCGAGGAUGCCAAGAAGGCCCUCAUCACCGCUCUCGUGGCCGGCGACCUGGGGCGCCUCGUCACGACGCUGCUCGCCGCAGGCCCCACAGGCGUCGUGGUUCUCGAGGCGAUCCUGACGUCCCCCGUGCCGGACGCCGACGCCAAGACCGCCAUCGCCGACAGGUCGGAGCUGUUCCCGGAUCUGGUGAGGAUCCUCAAGGAGGCCGCGUCGCCGGCGGCUAUCCUGUGCAUGGUCGCGGCCGUGCAGGUACGCGGGCGGCCCGCCCGUUCGUCGAUGGUGCGGGCCGGCGCCGUCCCCGCGCUCGCCCUGGCCGUGGCGGCCGCGCCCACGGCCGCGGCGGAGUCCGCGCUCAUGCUGCUAGUAGAGGCGGCCCGCUGUAACGACGGCAAAGCAGCCAUCGCGGCCGACGCGGCGGAGGUGGCGGCAGCCGUGAUGGGGAGGAUGAUUCGGGUCGGGCAAAUGGGGCGCGAGGCCGCGGUGGCGGUGCUGUGGCUGUCCUGCUGCGCCGGCGGCGGCGAGCGGAGGAUGAGGGAGGCGCUAGCGGCCGCGCCGGAAGCGGUGGGGAAGCUGCUCGUGGUGAUGCAAGGGGAUGUCUCGCCGGCGACGUCCAGGAUGGCCGGCGAGCUGCUCAGAGCGGUGAGGAUGGAGCAGGAAAGGAACGGCAUGGUCGCCUCCUCCUACGACAGCCGUACCAUCCAUGUCAUGCCUUACUGAAGCUAUCCACCUUGUAUACUCAGUAGCAUGUAAAUUUAUCGAGCUAACCUCCGGCGGCAAUGGCCGGAGGGAACAGUCUUGCAGAAGGGUGUUGCUUCCAUUGGUGAAAUCGCUGUGCAAACUGAAAUAAGAGUUCAUAGCCUAAAACUGAAAUAAGAGUAGAAAAACCGACCACUCUACUGCAGAUUUUUUUUU
Messenger RNA from Lolium rigidum, 1592 nucleotides. Its product is annotated as U-box domain-containing protein 29-like. The record is from RefSeq and is a predicted model, not a curated record. Gene Ontology annotation, biological process: protein ubiquitination. Lineage: Eukaryota; Viridiplantae; Streptophyta; Magnoliopsida; Poales; Poaceae. The transcript has a single exon. Bases 30 to 1397 code for a protein of 455 amino acids. Gene Ontology annotation, molecular function: ubiquitin protein ligase activity.